AUGCUUCCACUGGCCAGCGCGUCGGGCGACGCAGCUGCGGACGCUGUACGCACCGAGGCUGGGGCGCAGUGCCUGCGCGAUACAUUGCACCAUGCGGCAGCGCGUGCGCUUGAGAGCGACGCACUGUCAGGUGCGGUAUGUGCCGCGCCCGUGCUCGAAACACUGCAGCAGCUGCACCGUAGCGACCCGGCGCUGUUUUCUGCCGUGUGCGGCGGGGUGCGCGGCGGGGUGGAUGCAGCGAUCCUUGUGGGUGUGUAUGAUGUAGAGGAUGCGUGGCUGUGUGCGUUCGCGUCACACGGAGCAACCAUGCUGGACUGCGCCGUCCAGGCUGUACAGCACGCAACGGCGCAGUUCUUGGACGUGCCGUGGACCGCGGCGGUGAGUAGGGUGCGCCGUAGUGCGUGCAUGGCGCGGUGCAUCACGGCUGCUGUCCGUCGUGCGCCACUGGCAAAUCAUGCAGCGUUGGCUACGGCGGCUGCGGCACUUGGCGCUGCGCUCGCAUCCAUGUACCACGGUGUGCUCGACGUGGAAAAAAUUCCGCAAGGCGAGGAAUCUUUGACCGCAUGGCCAUGGCCGGUACCAUGGCUCGCGGCCAAAGUAGAUACGCUCGCUGCGGCCGACGAAUGCCUGUGCCUGGCUCAGGCGCUCGAUGCAGUAGAGUCAGUCAUGGCUGCGCUCCGCAGCGGCGCUCGGGCUGUGCACGAUGCAGUGUCCCUUGUGGAUGCACCGCUGCUCGAGGAUCUCGCGUGUGCACGUCCAGUCUCGCAAGCGAUCCUGCCGCAGCGCACCAUGUUUCCUAGUGUGGCAUGGCGCGCUGCUGCUUCCUUGGCGCCGGCAAAUGCAGUGGAUCCUGAGCUGGUGCAAAACAUCAUGGCGAUUUUGCCACAACUGUCGCACGCGGAUGUCGAGCGGCGCCUACGCAAGCCACGAUACCAGAGCAUGGCGCGCGAGCAGAUUGUCGAGUUGUUCCUCGACGAUCCGCAAGGGGUUGGCGACGUAGAAGAGGAAAGCAAUCCGCUCGCUGCACCGCCGCCGCCGCCUGAAAUUGGCGCGCUAGAUCCCGCGCUCAAGACGGCGAUUCUCGCACAGGUAGAGGCGGAGCCAAUAAGCUUGCCGACGGCCGACGGCGCACCGCGCAGCGAAGCGGCCGAGCGUAUUUUGCUUGCAGCGUACAAUAAGCAUGGUGAGCGCCUUUUUGCGCGCGACAAAAAGGCGCGCGGCGGCCUGGAGCGUGCGCAGCUGCGGUCGAUGCUCGCGUCCUUAAACGAGCGCCACGACGACGAUGUGAUUGAGGGCUGGGGUGUGAUGCUAAAGCGUAAUCCGCAGAGGGCUGCGAUGCUUGCCAGUGCUGCUAAAAAGGACGGGGGGGACGAGGUAGAGGCCGAGGCCACGGCCGGGGCCGGGGCCAAAGCCGGGGCCAAGGUCGAGGCCGAGGCCGAGGACAGUAGAUGA
Molecule: messenger RNA, 1452 nt
Organism: Malassezia vespertilionis
Lineage: Eukaryota; Fungi; Basidiomycota; Malasseziomycetes; Malasseziales; Malasseziaceae
Exons: 2
Coding region: 1-1452 (483 amino acids)
Source: RefSeq, a predicted model, not a curated record